Molecule: messenger RNA, 448 nt
Organism: Daphnia pulicaria
Lineage: Eukaryota; Metazoa; Arthropoda; Branchiopoda; Diplostraca; Daphniidae
Exons: 3
Coding region: 83-448 (121 amino acids)
Source: RefSeq, a predicted model, not a curated record
ACUCGAAAGACAGAAGAACUCCACCGACAUCCGACAAUAGAUUCCUUGAUGAAAGAAAUGCCUUACUAAAUUCAUCAACCAUAUGAAAGCAUCAUCAUUUCUCAAUAACAUAUGGAGUAAUGCUGUUGGUUGCAAUGGAUUCCAUUUUUACGGUUUUUUCAUCAUGGACAUUUCAGUGUCCUUAGAAAAGAGCACGCAGUUUCUUUAUGGAAUCGUGUGGUCCUGGCGCAGAGAUUCUUGUGCAAUGCUGACCUUUAUCCAUGACGGAAGAGGGACUUCCACCUACGUCCAUCCUUAUCUUCGCGACGAACGCUCAUCUAGCUUCACUGCUACUAAACACAAUUUGUUUUUCUUUACUGGCGACUUGGGCGAGUUUCUGGACCACUUCAUGAUCGCUUCCGUCCGCUGUUACACCUGUAAUUAUUCACCACGGGAUUGUGCCCAGUAA